Habropoda laboriosa is the source of this 801-nucleotide messenger RNA. RefSeq lists its product as uncharacterized. Gene Ontology annotation, biological process: DNA integration. The coding region runs from base 1 to 801 and encodes 266 amino acids. NCBI's taxonomy places the organism in Eukaryota, Metazoa, Arthropoda, Insecta, Hymenoptera, Apidae. The transcript has a single exon. Gene Ontology annotation, molecular function: nucleic acid binding. The record is from RefSeq and is a predicted model, not a curated record.
AUGACGACCGACGCGUUCUUACAAUGCCUCCAUCGAUUCAUAGCACGGAGGGGUAGAUGUCGAACCAUCUAUUCCGACAACGGUAGAAAUUUUAUUGGCGCCCGAAGUGGAUUAAGGGAAUUAGGCUUACUGUUAGACUCUCGUACGCAUCACAAUCGCAUUAUAGACACGUUGGCGCAGGAGCGCAUCGCUUGGCACUUAAUACCGCCAAGCGCUCCGCAUUUUGGCGGCCUAUGGGAGAGGGGGGUGCGAUCUGUAAAAACCCACUUGAAGAAGGUCGUCGGCGAGCAGAGGCUCACGUAUGAGGAGUUAUACACGAUACUAACGCAAGUUGAAGCCUGCCUCAACUCCCGUCCUCUGCACCCCAUAUCCACUGAUCCCAACGACCUGAACCCCCUCACGCCCGGUCACUUCCUCAUCGGAGAUGCGUUGAUGGCACUCCCACAGCCGGACCUAACUAACGUAACCGAGACCAGAUUAAACAGGUAUCAGCUGGUGCAAAAAACCAUACAACACUUCUGGAAGAGGUGGCAGCGGGAAUACCUCCACGGCCUGCAACAACGGCACAAGUGGCGGACCGACUCACCAGACUUGAUCCGGAUAGGCGCUAUGAUUCUCCUAGGAGAAGACAACCUACCGCCACUGCAAUGGCGAUUAGGGCGCAUCAUCGAUCUGCACCCUGGACCUGAUGGAGUCGCCAGAGUGGUCUCCGUACGAACGGCCCAUGGAACACUCAAGAGGCCAGUCAAGAAGAUUUGCGUCCUGCCAGAUGCAGAGGAUGCGAAUCAUUCUCCCACUUAA